Molecule: messenger RNA, 840 nt
Organism: Balearica regulorum gibbericeps (East African grey crowned-crane)
Lineage: Eukaryota; Metazoa; Chordata; Aves; Gruiformes; Gruidae
Source: RefSeq, a predicted model, not a curated record
AUGCUGCGCUCCGUGUGUCCGUCCGCGCGUCAGCUCUACAAAGGCUCCGGGAAGCGCCAGCGCGAUGGGAUCGUGGCCCUUGCCGAGGUCAUUAAUAGCGUAAUCAAACACCGUUCAUCGCUGAGCGGCCACAAAACUAUCAGAGGCCUUUUUGGCGGGGAGGAAGAGGAGGGACAAGAGAGGAGGAGCGGAGGGGACUGGGUGGAGCAGGGGGGACCGACGAGGAGGAUAAGGGUCGAUGGCGGUGGUGCGGGGUCUCCAGGGAUGAAGAUCUACAUCGACCCCUUCACUUACGAGGACCCCAACGAGGCGGUCCGAGAGUUCGCCAAGGAGAUUGAUGUCUCCUUUGUGAAGAUCGAAGAGGUCAUUGGAGCAGGGGAGUUUGGAGAAGUGUAUAAAGGACGCCUGAAGUUGCCCGGCAAGCGGGAGAUCUACGUGGCCAUCAAAACGCUCAAAGCCGGCUACUCCGAGAAGCAGCGCCGGGAUUUCCUGAGCGAGGCCAGCAUCAUGGGGCAGUUUGACCACCCCAACAUCAUUCGGCUGGAAGGGGUGGUGACCAAAAGCCGACCGGUCAUGAUCAUCACGGAAUUCAUGGAGAACGGGGCCCUGGACUCGUUCCUGCGGCAAAACGACGGGCAGUUCACGGUGAUCCAGCUGGUGGGGAUGCUCAGAGGAAUUGCUGCCGGCAUGAAGUACCUCGCCGAGAUGAAUUACGUGCACCGAGAUCUGGCCGCCAGGAACAUCCUGGUCAACAGCAACCUGGUGUGCAAAGUGUCGGACUUCGGCCUCUCGCGCUACUUGCAGGACGAUACGUCCGACCCCACCUACACCAGCUCCUUG